AUGAAUUUGACUUCUAUAAGGCUGUUAGCAUUCGUUGCAAUUGUUUCCGUAAAAUUCGUCAAUACUGUAUCGAAAAAUGUUGAAAUUGAAAGUUUUCUUAAGACAAUUCAAGACUUCUACAAAUUUGAUAGUGUUUUUCUAUUACAAACUUUCGAUUCUGAAAAUGGUUUCGUUGUUCAAAAAGUGUCGAAUUUACUUGGAAUUCCGGUUAUUUUGUCAUCCGGUGAGACAAAAUCUUUCUUUCUAAAAGAAAAGUUUACUGACAAUUUUCUAAUUCUAAUCAAUCUUACCGAAAACAGUAAAAACCUUCUUCAACGGCUUCCAGAAUAUCUUCAAGUCAUGGAGCAUUUUAAAAUUUUAUUUCUUUUAAAAAGUUCAUCAAAAAACGAAACAGAACUAAAGGAAAUUUUCAAAUUUUGUUGGAAUAAUUCAAUAAUAAAUGUAAUAGCAGUUUUUCGAGAUUUUUGCAGCUCAUCAACAUAUUACAGUUUCAGCAAUUUCGGAGAAUUUAAAAUUGAAGAAAUCAUCUGGCAACAGAAUGAAGUAAAUAAUAUUGAAUUGUAUCCAAAUCGCAUGCAUAACUUAAAUGGAAUAAUUUUGCCAAUUGUAUUCCAAUACCGAAAAGACACAUUGUAUAGUUUGAAAACUGUUGGAGAUGAACACAUUUUAAGUGGACAAAUUGGUAACUUGUUUAGAACUUUUGCUGCAAGGCACAACGCUAGAUUAAACACGUCCAGUCUAAUGUUUCCGCUUUUUCUCAACGACUUAAAUAAUUUGGUUUCAAAUAAAACCGUAGAAAUAUCUUCUAUACCCACUCUGCUGAUAUCAAGUAAAUCAUUUUCAUAUCCAUGUUUUAGAAUAGCUGUUGGUGUGAUGCUUCCGAUUGAAGCGAAAAUUCCAGUUUUCAAAGUUUUUAUGCGGGUAUUUUAUUUAGAUGCAUUUCUAAUUGCGGUUACAGUUGUGGUUCUUUUUUCAGCAGUAUUGGAGACAUCAGAAUUUCUUUGGGGAAAAAACAUCGGUCUUCUUAAUUUCUUUAUGAAUCUUAACCUUCUGGGUGGGAUACUUGGACAGUCAUUAGUUGAAAGACCAACAGACAAAUGUUGCACCAAAAUCAUCUACUUACUGAUAUUUUUACUUGGUAUCAUGCUAACCACUUUAUACGGUGCAUUCCUUCAGACUCUUAUGACCGAACCACUUAAAGAAAAAUUUAUAAAAACCCUCGAAGAUGUCAUAUCAUCGAAUCUAAAAAUCAAAGGUUUCUCGUUGCAAUUCGGUGUCGUACGUUUAUAUAAUCCAGAAGUUGAAGAAAUCUAUUCCAAAGCUUUUCUCAUUAAAAACACAAAGGUUUCUGAAGCAAUUGAUAAAGAUCAAGACGCCUUGAACACUAAAUAUGCUUACGUUACAUUAGAUGUUACGUGGAAAUUUUAUGAAUAUAUGCAAAAUUUUCUGGGAAUAAAAUUAUUUCGUUGGUCGAAAGAACUGUGUCUCGUCAAAAGUGUACCAAUUGGUUUUCCUGUUUACGAGAAUUCAAUUUACAAAGAAAUUUUAAAAUUUCACUCUUUGGAUGUACAAGCAUCUGGAUUAUGGGAAUUUUGGAUAAAAAGAGCACUUUAUGAAAACAAAAAAAAUGGUAAUGUGCGAUCGAGAUAUUUUGAAUUUAAAGAAAAAUUUCGUUCGAUGAAAGUUGAAGAUUUCAAAUGGAUUUGGACAGCUUUAAGUUUGGCUUUUCUAAUUAGCAGUUUGUGUUUUUUGGCUGAAAUUUUUGUUUUUAAGUGGAAAAAGCGAAUAAAAAGGAAAUGGCAAUCGUUAAAGUCGUAUUUUAUAUCGAAGUUUUUAGGAUUGAUCCAGAACUAUGCACUUGCAUUUGAUACUAAUUGA
This is a messenger RNA of Eupeodes corollae, 1878 nucleotides long. RefSeq lists its product as uncharacterized. The record is from RefSeq and is a predicted model, not a curated record. The coding region runs from base 1 to 1878 and encodes 625 amino acids. NCBI's taxonomy places the organism in Eukaryota, Metazoa, Arthropoda, Insecta, Diptera, Syrphidae. The transcript has a single exon.